Messenger RNA from Knipowitschia caucasica, 1113 nucleotides. Lineage: Eukaryota; Metazoa; Chordata; Actinopteri; Gobiiformes; Gobiidae. The record is from the annotation of a GenBank genome assembly.
AUGUCUCACGCUGUGCCCGCAGAAAAGCCCUCCAACCCCGCCAAUCCACGGGUCUUCUUCGACGUGGACAUUGGAGGCGAAAAAGUCGGUCGGAUAGUUUUCGAGCUGUUUGCUGACCUGACUCCUCGCACAGCGGAGAACUUCAGGGCCCUGUGCACUGGAGAGAAGGGCAUGGGCAAAUCCACAGGGAAACCGCUGCACUUCAAAGGAUGCCCCUUCCACAGAAUUAUAAAGCAGUUUAUGAUCCAGGGAGGAGACUUCUCCAACCACAAUGGAACUGGAGGAGAGAGCAUUUAUGGUGAAAAGUUUGAAGACGAGAACUUCCACUAUAAGCAUGACAAAGUGGGGCUCCUGAGUAUGGCCAACGCGGGGCCCAACACCAACGGCUCCCAGUUCUUCAUCACCACGGUGCCCACGCCGCACCUGGACGGGAAGCACGUGGUGUUCGGACAGGUGCUCCGCGGCAUGGGUAUGAUCAAGAUGCUGGAGGCCAUGGAAACCAAAGAGGACAAUCCAGUGCAGCCCUGUGUGAUCUGGGACUGCGGUGAGCACAAGGACGGGGACAGCUGGGGAGCAGAGCCCGACGAUGGAUCAGGGGACUCGUACCCAGAGUUUCCAGAGGACGCAGACAUCGACUUUAAAGACGUUGACAAAGUUCAAAGUCUUGCAGAGGAUCUAAAGAACUUUGGAAACACUCUUUUUAAAAACCAAGACUGGAAAGGAGCCGUGAAGAAAUACAACAAAGCACUCAGGUACCUGGAGUUCGGAGGGGACGAGUUUGACGAGGGGAUCCAAAAGAAGCUGGAGCCCGUGGCCCUCAGCUGCUUCCUCAACGCAGCGGCCUGUAAACUGAAGCUGCAGCUGUGGCAGGAGGCUGUGGAGAGCUGCUCUGAGGCUCUGGAGCUGGACAAGAAGAACACAAAAGCACUUUUCAGGAGGGCACAGGCGCACGCUGGGCUCAAGGACUUCAGCAAAGCAAUGGAGGAUCUGAAGGCUGCUCAGGAAAUCACACCAGACGACAAAGCAAUCAUGGGUGAAAUGAAGAAGGUCCAGCUCAAGAUCCAGGAGGAGAAGGAGCGGGAGAAGAAGAUGUUCGCCAAGAUGUUUGCGUGA